Anthostomella pinea is the source of this 321-nucleotide messenger RNA. The record is from the annotation of a GenBank genome assembly. NCBI's taxonomy places the organism in Eukaryota, Fungi, Ascomycota, Sordariomycetes, Xylariales, Xylariaceae.
AUGACAACCAACUCAUACGGAUCCGCCCUUCCCACCUUCGACUUCCCCCAGACCGUCGCCAAGGCGGCGCGGUCCGCACCCAGAAGGAUGCCCAUGGCCGCAAGAUUAGUACCCCUUGCCGCAGCAGCAGGACUCGCAUACUACGUCGGAGCCCAACUCUCGGCGCAGCGCGACGCGAGGUACGCCGAGACGGUCUCCAUGAUGAAGGCCCUGGAGAGCGCCUAUGGCGACCGCUCGAGCCUGCAGGACCUGGAGGCCGCUUCGCAGGCUUAUAGUGCCACCUCGGCUACUCGGUAUACGGCGACGGACGCCGGCCGGUGA